AUGUCUGCCGUCGACGCACUUGCUGACUCCGUGGCUGCGACCACUCUGACCGAUAAGCCCGACACCAACGGUGCUACCCCUUCUACCCAGGCUGCCGAUGCCGCGGCUGCCAGUGCAGAUGAGGGUCGUCGUCUUUACAUCGGGAACCUCGCAUACGCGACCACUGAGGAGGAGCUCAAGGAGUUCUUCAAGGCCUACACCAUCGAGACCACCUCGAUCCCGGUGAACCCCCGCACCAACCGUCCCGUUGGCUACGCAUUUGUGGAUAUUGCUACUGCUGCUGAAGCUUCUGCCGCUAUUGAGGCGCUCUCUGGCAAGGAGAUCCUUCAGCGCAAGGUGUCCGUGCAGCUUGCCCGCAAGCCCGAGCCCGCCGAGGCCAAGGAAGGUGCUGUCAGCGGCGGUGAGGGUGCCAGUGGCGCCGAGGGUCGCAAGCGUGCUGGUGGUCGCGGCCGUGGCCGUGGCCGUGCCCGCGGUCGUGGUGGCCGUACCGGUCGUAGCCGUGCUGCCCAGGAUGGCCAGGAAGCCACCGAGGCCCCUGCCGGUGAGGCCCGCGCCGCACGCCCCCAGAAGCAGCGCGGUCCUCCCGAGGAUGGAAUUCCCUCUAAGACUAAGGUCAUGGUCGCAAACCUGCCGUACGACUUGACUGAGGACAAGCUCAAGGAGAUCUUCGCUGCCUACGAGCCUGUCUCUGCCAAGGUUGCCUUGCGUCCGAUCCCCCGCUUCAUGAUUAAGAAGUUGCAAGCUCGCAACGAGCGCCGCAAGACCCGUGGCUUUGGCUUCGUCAACCUUGCCUCGGAGGAGCUCCAGGCCAAGGCCGUCAGCGAGAUGAACGGCAAGGACAUUGAUGGUCGCGUCAUCGCUGUGAAGGUCGCCAUUGACAGCCCCGGUAAGGAAGACGAAGAUAUCAACGCUGUGGCUGAGACCGAGGAGACUGCUCCUGCUUCUGCUCCUGCUCCUGCUGCUCCUGCUCAGGAGAACGCUGCUCCUGCCGUCACUACUCAGGCUUAA
Molecule: messenger RNA, 1008 nt
Organism: Penicillium mononematosum
Lineage: Eukaryota; Fungi; Ascomycota; Eurotiomycetes; Eurotiales; Aspergillaceae
Exons: 5
Coding region: 1-1008 (335 amino acids)
Cellular component (GO): cytosol
Molecular function (GO): mRNA binding
Source: RefSeq, a predicted model, not a curated record